This is a messenger RNA of Rhizophagus irregularis DAOM 181602=DAOM 197198, 2021 nucleotides long. RefSeq names its product Homospermidine synthase 1. NCBI's taxonomy places the organism in Eukaryota, Fungi, Glomeromycota, Glomeromycetes, Glomerales, Glomeraceae. Gene Ontology annotation, molecular function: ATP binding; ATP-dependent protein folding chaperone. The record is from RefSeq and is a predicted model, not a curated record. Gene Ontology annotation, cellular component: cytosol; nucleus; plasma membrane.
AAAAUUUCAUAUUCCUUUUAUUUUUUUUAUUUCGAAAACAUAUUUCUUUACAAUUUAAUAAAAAAUGGAUAUAGAAGUAAAUACUGUUGGUAUCGAUUUGGGAACCACGUAUUCUUGUGUCGGUGUUUGGAAAAAUGAUAGAAUAGAAAUUAUUUCUAAUGAACAAGGUAAUCGUACAACACCAUCAUAUGUCUCUUUCACCGAUACAGAAAUUCUUGUUGGUGAAGUAGCCAAAAAUCAAGUUGCCACAAACCCUUAUAAUACCGUUUUUGACGUUCAUCGUCUCAUCGGUCGUAAUUUCUACGACUCUGACUUCCAAAAUGAUAUGAAGUACUGGCCGUUCAGAGUCAUCGAAAAUAAUGGAAAACCAUAUGUCCGUGCCAGAUACAAAGGCGAAAAGAAAGAUUUCUCACCGGAAGAAAUUACAUCUCUGAUAUUGUUAAAAAUGAAAGACAUUGCAGAAGAUUUUCUUGGCACAUCAGUUAGAGAUGUCGUAAUUACAGUACCAACUUACUUUAAUAGAUUUCAACGUAAAGCUAUAGAGGAUGCAGGUUUGAUUGCAGGUUUGCAUGUAUUGCAAACCAUUAAUUCACCGUCUGCUGCUGCUAUCGCUUAUGGAUUGGACAGGAGAAUUGUUGGAUUACGAAAUGUUCUUGUAUUUGAUUUGGGUGGUGGUACUUGUAGCGUCUCUCUCUUGGCUAUUGAAGAGGGAAUUUUGGAAGAAAUAGCAGUUGCUGGUAAUAUUCAUCUUGGUGGUGAAGAUUUUGAUAAUCGUCUAAUGAAUCAUUUCGUACAAGAGUUUAAAAGCAAAUUCAAUAGAGAUCUUACUUCUAAUAUACGUGCUCUUUGUCGUUUGAGAGAGCAGUGUGAACGUGCGAAACGUAUUCUUUCGGCGUCGUCACAAGCUUUCAUCGAAAUCGAUUCUCUUUUUGAAAAUAUUGACUUUCGUACUUCCAUAACACGUACAAGAUUUGAAGAAUUGAAUCAAGAUUUGUUCCAAUCUAUAAUAGAACCUAUUGAUAGAGUACUUCGAGAUAGUGAUAUCUACAAAAGUAAUGUUGAUGAAAUUGUCUUAAUUGGUGGUUCAACACGUAUUCCCAAAAUUCAAAGGAUGAUAUCUGAAUUUUUUAAUGGCAAAGAAUUAAGUAGAUCUAUCAAUUCUGAUGAAGCAGCCGCUUAUGGUGCUGCAGUGAGAGCUUUUCAUUUAACUGGCAAUUUUUCUGAAAAGAUUCAAGAUUUAUGCUUAAUUGAAGUCAGUUCUUUAUCACUGGGUAUCGAAACCCUUAAUGGUGACAUGUUGCCGUUUAUUAAACGUAAUACCUCAAUGCCUACCAAGAAACUUAAAAUUAUAUCUACAGAUUUCAAUAAUCAAUCUAGUAUAUCAAUUCAAGUAUAUGAAGGCAACAAUACUCGAUCAAUAGAAAACAAUUUUCUUGGAGAGUUUGAAUUAACUGGAAUUCGUCCAGCACCAAAAGGUGUUCCACAAAUUGCAGUCACUUUCGAUAUUGAUUUAAAUGGAAAAUUAAAAGUUUCUGCUGUUGAUAAAACAACAGGUAGAAUGAAUGAGAUUACCAUCAUUGGCGGGCUUUUAAAGGGAGAAAUCGAACGCAUGAUUACUGAAACUGAAAAAUAUCGUGAAGAUAGAGAAGAAGUUAUGCAAAAAGCACAAGCACGAAACGCCCUAGAAAGCUAUACGUACGAUUUACGUAAUGUGAUACAAUAUAUCGAAAAUUUAAAAAACGAACUUGAGAAUGUUGCACAAGAUUCAAUUACGUGGCUUGAUGAAAACCAAGAAUCAGGAAAAGAAGAAUAUGAAUUUAAAUUAAAUUCGCUCGAAGAAAUUGCUAACCCAAUAUUAAAGAAGCUUUACGGGAAUUAUUCUGAUUUCUUUAAUGGUACUUAGCAAGCGAUCGAGUAUAUAAUACACACACAUAUUCGUUUAUUUUCUUAAACGUAAUUAAUUUUAAAUCUUUUAAAGUACAAUGUUUAAAAUAAAUAGCGACUUUAAAUUAUUAUAAAAA